Closterium sp. NIES-67 is the source of this 4854-nucleotide messenger RNA. The record is from the annotation of a GenBank genome assembly. NCBI's taxonomy places the organism in Eukaryota, Viridiplantae, Streptophyta, Zygnematophyceae, Desmidiales, Closteriaceae.
CAGUGGUCCUGUUGGAAGUCUCGCAUAUAAAAUGCGCUUUAUUGUGAGCCACAUUAGUAGGUGCUCUGCUCUGCUCCCACAGCUAGGGGGACGAUAGAGAAAGGCUAUGUAGCUUCUUACAUUGACUCACGGUCUCGGUUGCUACUGUGCUGUGACCUAUUUCCAGGCUUCGUCUGUGCUAAUAGUUUAGACCAUAGCCCAGCAUUUUGGAAUUCGUGCGAGCGGCACUUAGGCGGUAUUUUGUCGUCCUGAACUUCAGAUAUUGUAGGAGAUAUCCACAUUGGAGGUUCUUAGUUGGUUCAUUUCACCCGUACUGUAGCUUAGGCUCCAGCUUAGCCGUGGUUGUUGCAUAAGGCAUUCCGGGCUGGUUGCGGGUGACAUUAGAAACGGACAAGGAAAAUACUUUUUUAAAAAGACAUUUUCUCCAAUGCGGGUGUCCGGUGAUAUUUCUCUCUCCGCCUGGCCACAUGUCGCCUUCUCGGAUUCUCGCUUGAGACGGCAUUAGCCAGGCAUCCGCUUCCGCUUGAAUCUCCCCCAUCUGUCCUUCACACGACUGAACCCGCGCUACAAUCUAACUUAUGACCAUGAUCAGCUCAACAACGGAACGCAUCGCAUCCGCUUUACAGUCGCCAUCCACGUUACGAUCUGCAUCGACGCAAGAACGGACCAGGUUGCAUAAUAAUCGUCGGAAACCAGUUACGGCAAUGGCGCCUGGCCAGCGUACGAUUCUGAGAGUUCUAUGGCUCGUGACGUGGCUGACUACAGUCGCUUUCAUCCCAGCUGCACUAGCAGAAAGCCCUGACACGGAGGAGCUGCUGAAUCUGAAAGCGGCCUUCAUGAUAUCAAAUCCCACAGCGCUGCAGUCGUUCCCAGACAACAUCGACCCGUGCAGUGCAGAGUGGCAGGAGCGAAUCAAGUGCAACGAGGGGGGCAGGAUCAUUGAACUCAAUCUGGCCAACGAGCUGCUCAAGGGGCCAAUCCCAGGGCGACAGCUGGCGCAGCUGGAUGCUCUAGAGCGCCUAAAUCUUGGGUACAACACACUCACUGGACCGAUUCCCCAGGAGAUUGGGUCUCUCAACAAGCUUACAUUCCUGUCGUUGGAAGCGAAUCAGCUGGAGGGGUCCAUUCCGGAUUGGAUGGGGGCAUACCUCUCACAGCUCGUCGAAAUUCGCUUUGCCAACAACCAGUUCAACGGGUCGCUGCCUAACGGCCUGGGCUCUUUGCCAAAUCUGACCACGCUUGACAUGGGCAGCAACAAGAUAUCGGGCCAGCUGCCGGCACAGCUAGCUUACUGCAAGGAACUGAAACUCAUUUCCCUCCCAGCCAAUCAGCUGUCAGGACCGAUCCCCGAAUGGCUGGGGAACCUCAAGAAGCUUGAAGUCCUGGAGAUGUACACCAACAUGCUCUCAGGCCCUAUUCCCACACAACUAGCCCUCGCAGAGUCGCUCCACUCCAUUGCCAUGGACGACAACCAGCUCACAGGCCUUCUCCCGCCCGAGCUCGGAGACCUACCGAAUCUAUCCGCCAUCUAUGUGGCCAACAACAAACUGGAGGGGCCGAUUCCGGACUCCUACAGCAAGCUUGAAUCACUCAUGUACCUGGAUGUGAGCUACAAUGAGGGCGUCAACGGCACUAUCCCAGAGUUUUUGGGGCGAAUGCCACGCAUUCAGUCCAUAGCCUUCGAAUACUGCGACCUAACAGGCCCCCUACCUGCCAACCUGGGCGAGCUGCAGCACAUUGUGGAGAUGUUUCUCGACAACAACCAGCUCACGGGGGACAUCCCGCCCUCGUUCGGCCAGCUUGUGACGCUGAACAAGCUGUACCUCAACCACAACAUGCUGUCGGGGGGGAUCCCCACAGAGCUCUGCCAGCUCACCAACGUCUAUGACCUCAACCUGGCGCGCAACCAGCUGCAGGGGACCAUCCCUGCCUGCCUGACGCAACUGCCGCACCUGGCAACGCUGACCUUGUCGAUGAACCUGCUGACAGGCCCAGUGCCGGAGGUCACCAGCACCAACGUGGUGCAUUUCGAGUACAACGGCAACUGCCUCGACAACGUGCCUGAUCAGCAGGAGGUCUGCAACGCCGCCUCUCCUCCCACCACCGAUGGCACCACCCCGCCCACCACCGAUGGCAGCACCACCAGCCCUCCACCCACUGACGGCACGACCACUGACGGCAGCAGCAGCACCACCACUGACACCGCUUCCCAAGGGUCUCCUCCUCCUGCAGCCGAGUCUCCCCCGAUCCCCCUCUCUGUAUUCAAUGCCACCUCUUCCCAAGGAGGGACGCCAGUGGCGGGAAUUGUGACCAUAGCUGUCUUCACCACAGUCCUGGUUGCCCUCAUCGCUGCGGCCUUCUGCCUCAGCUGGCACCAGAAGCACUCCGAGGGACACAACCGCUCUGACCAGUUGCCAGUAGCGGAGUACAGCCUGUCCAAGAUCAAGAAGGCCACGCGCAACUUCACCACCAUCUACGGCCGCGGCAGCUUUGGCAUGGUGUAUCUCGCGGAGGACUUUUUCCGGGACCAGCCUGAGCCCCGCGCCAUCAUCAAGCGAGCGCACGAUCCGCAGAAGCUGGGCGAGUUUCUCUUCAAGUGCAAGGUAGAGGUUCUUGCCAGGGCGCGCCACCGCUACCUGGUGAACCUGCUGGGGUACUGUGUGGGCAAGGGGGAGCGCAUCCUCGUUUAUGAGUACCUCUCUAACGGCACUCUCUUCGACCGCCUGCACAGGCCGGAAUUGGAGCCCCUCCCCUGGGAGACGCGGGUGCGCAUUGCAGUGAAUGUGGCAUGCGCCUUGGAGUAUCUGCAUCACGGGGUGUCGCCCCCCUUGGUGCACCGGGCUGUGACCUCGUCCAACAUCCUGCUAGCGCAAGACAUGAGCGCCAAGCUCUCUGAUUUUGGCAUCGCUCGUGGCAGCGGCGGCGCCACGUCAUCUUUUGAGGAGAACCCGCGGCGGCAGCGCAAGUCGCGGGCGGGGAGGGCGGAGCGGGGGGAGUCGAGUGAGGCGAGUGUGCAGAUGGAGAAGGUGGAUGUGUAUGGGUUCGGCGUGGUGCUGCUGGAGUUAAUUACAGGACAGAAGGCCAUGAAGGAGGUUCAUAUUACGAGUGUGGCCGCCCCUUUCCUGGAGGACGCGCAGAUGAUGCCCCUGAUGGUCGACCCACAGCUCGGCGGCUACUUCAACCAGUCCGAGCUCAUCGAACUCGGCACAAUCGCGCGCGACUGCGUGCAAGAGGACGCAAGCAGCCGCCCGACCAUGCGCGAGGUGCUCCAAACGAUGGAGGAGCGCCUCCGCCUCGACGCGAAUUUAUUCGAUAAUCUCAAUGAGGAUGACGCUCUCCUCGUGGACGGGUAUUCCGCUGCUGUUCCUGCCGCGGUUACCGCGAGUGGGAGGCGGGGGGGGAUGGGGUUUGGGAGCUUGAGGCUGAGUGUGGGGGGAGGGGCGACGAGUUCUGGAAGGGGAGGGGAGAGUGGGCGGUGGGGUGCGUCGGUGGAGAGCUUUGCGCAGUCGAUCAAGUAUGUGCUGAUGAGUCCCGGGAGGCCGGGGAGUGGGAGUGGGAGGAUUGGGCUGCCGGGGGACGAUCCGCAUGACCUGGAGAUGUCCUCUCUGCUGGUGAUGAACCCAGCUGAUGCCAGGAGAUAGAGUAUUAGUGGCUAGCAUAUGGCGGGGUUUUGAGGGAAUAGAGGCACAAGGAGAGACAGGGAGCAGGGGAGUGGGCGGAUUGGGCUGCCGGGGGACGAUCCCCAUGAUCUGGAGAUGUCUUUGCUGCUGGUGAUGAACCCUGCUGAUGCCAGGAGAUAGAGAAGUGGCGAGGGGGUGGGCGAAUGGCUAGCGGGUCGAGGGGUGUCGGGGGUGAUAGAGGUGCAAGAUGAAGCGGAGAGUGGCAGAAGUGGAAGGAUUGGGCUGCCAGGGGACGAUCCUCACGACCCGGAGAUGUCUUGUUUGCUUGAGAUGAUCCAAGCUGAUGUGAGGAGAUAGAGGAGAGAGAGUAAGGAGGAAUAGAGAGGGGAUAGAGGGGCAACAGGGAGCUCCGGGAGGAGCAGUGGCAGCACUGGGUUUCCACAGCUUUAGGCUGCAUGAAUGAUGGUAACGGUUGUUUGCGGGUUUUGAGACGUCUCAGAGUGGACUUAUGAGUCGACUCAAAAGUCCACAGGAGUGGGUGGCAUGGCACCCACUCAUGUGGGUCCCAUCCAUGAGCUCAUGUGGAAUUAUCCCCACUCCAGUGGACUGUGAGGGAUGAAGUGGUUGCUAUGAGCAAGCCAAGCACCUGCCUGUUGGGACACAACAGGUUUGCCUAUAAUGUCCAUUUUAUGUCGCUGGUAAGGUGGGUGCAGCAGCCAACUGCUGGGGGGCAGAAUAAUGAGCAGCUAUGAAGCGUGCAGCAGUUGCUGCAGGGGUAGCAGCAGGUGGGUCUGUUACGGAAAAGGGGGGUCCGAUGAGGGUGAAAUGGAAGGCGAGGGAGGCUGUGUUGGUUACGUUGGGGGGAGGUGGAGGGAUGGAUUGAGGGGGAGUAAUGUGGGGACAGUGCGGGUGUGAAAAUACGCUGCGAAGCUGAAGCUGUUAGAUUGGAAUCGUCAGCGAUGGAAACACUAAGGUGGCUAGCUAGCAGCCUUCGUCUUGCAGAGCUCCAGGGAAAGUAUUCCUGCCAUACCAACACGUCUGCAGUGUGGCAAUGGUGACAAUUUAUGCUCUGGCAGACUGGCAAUACGUAUGGGUCCCAUGGCUGUGUUGCACACACCUAGGACGUUACAUUAGUAUAUUUUCCCUUAGUUGUAACUCCCUAACACCAGGUGGUCACCCUGUGAAAUUUGAUGGAGUGGAGAUAUGGUUGCACUUAUAAAUUUAUCCCACCAAC